Messenger RNA from Penicillium maclennaniae, 753 nucleotides. RefSeq names its product histidine phosphatase family protein. NCBI's taxonomy places the organism in Eukaryota, Fungi, Ascomycota, Eurotiomycetes, Eurotiales, Aspergillaceae. The record is from RefSeq and is a predicted model, not a curated record. The transcript has 4 exons. Gene Ontology annotation, biological process: ribose phosphate biosynthetic process. Gene Ontology annotation, molecular function: sedoheptulose-bisphosphatase activity. Bases 1 to 753 code for a protein of 250 amino acids.
AUGGCACCGCGCUGCUUCAUCGUCCGCCACGGUGAAACCGAAUGGUCCCUCAAUGGCCGACACACCGGAAUCUCCGACCUCCCGCUCACGGCAAACGGUGAGAAGCGCGUCAAAGCCACCGGCAAAGCACUAGUGGGGGACGACCGACUAAUUGUGCCCAAGAACCUGGUGCAUAUAUACGUUUCCCCGCGCACACGUGCACAGCGAACCCUCGAAUUGCUGAAGAUAGGAUGCCGGGAGCGACUGCCAUGGCAUGAAAGGCGGAAGGCAGAGGAAGAGGAUCCGAUUCGCACGAAUGCCAACGUACAUAUUACAGAGGCGGUCAGGGAGUGGGAUUAUGGCGACUAUGAGGGUUUGACUUCGAAGCAGAUCAAGGCGGAAAGGGAGAAGUUGGGGUUGGGCCCCUGGAAUAUUUGGACCGAUGGAUGUCCUGGAGGAGAGUACGUUAUUUUACCUAUUUACUUGUUUCACCAGGGUCCCCCCGAUGAUAUCGUGCGUCGUCUUGAUGCGGUGAUCGCGGAUAUCAGGGAGAAGUAUCACCGUCCCUGCUUUGGGAACCCGGGUAUUUCGGGCGAUGUGCUAAUCGUUGCACAUGGACACAUCUUACGUGCGUUUGCGAUGCGAUGGACCGGCAAGCCUUUGACAGAGACAUCUUUAAUCCUAGAAGCCGGUGGUGUGGGCACAUUGAGCUAUGAGCACCAUAACAUCGAAGAGCCGGCAAUUAUCCUUGGAGGAGGAUUCUUCGUUGAGUAA